Molecule: messenger RNA, 2294 nt
Organism: Mesocricetus auratus (golden hamster)
Lineage: Eukaryota; Metazoa; Chordata; Mammalia; Rodentia; Cricetidae
Gene: Dpp4
Product: dipeptidyl peptidase 4
Biological process (GO): proteolysis
Molecular function (GO): serine-type endopeptidase activity; dipeptidyl-peptidase activity
Source: RefSeq, marked provisional
UGUAGACACCGUGGAAGGUUCUCCUGGGACUGCUUGGUGUAGCUGUGCUUGUCACCGUCAUCACCGUGCCAGUGGUUCUGCUGAACAAAGAUGAUGCGGCAGCUGAUAGCCGCAGAACUUAUUUGUUAGCUGAUUAUUUAAAGAAUACUUUUAGAGUCAAGUCCUACUCCUUGAGGUGGCUGUCAGAUUAUGAAUACCUCUACAAACAAGAAAACAAUAUCUUGCUAUUCAAUGCUGAACACGGAAACAGCUCCAUUUUCUUGGAGAACAGUACCUUUGAAGAAGUUGGAGAUUCUGUAAGCGAUUAUUCAGUGUCACCAGAUCGACGGUUUGUUCUCUUAGAGUACAACUAUGUGAAGCAAUGGAGGCACUCCUACACAGCUUCGUAUAAGGUUUAUGACUUGGAUAAAAGGCAGGUGAUCACAGAACAGAUGAUUCCAAAUAACACCCAGUGGAUCACAUGGUCACCAGAAGGUCAUAAAUUGGCAUAUGUUUGGAAGAAUGAUAUUUAUGUUAAAAUCGAACCACAUUUACCUAGUAAGAGGAUCACGUUCACAGGAACAGAGGAUGGAAUAUAUAAUGGGAUAACUGACUGGGUUUAUGAAGAGGAAGUCUUCGGUGCCUACUCUGCACUGUGGUGGUCUCCAAACAGCACUUUUUUAGCAUAUGCCCAGUUUAACGACACAGGGGUCCCACACAUUGAAUAUUCCUUCUACUCUGAUGAGUCACUGCAGUACCCUAGGACAGUGUGGAUCCCAUAUCCAAAGGCAGGAGCUGUGAAUCCAACUGUAAAGUUCUUUAUUGUAAAUACAGACUCUCUCAACUCAACUACUGGUGUUGCUCCCGUCCAAGUCACUGCUCCUGAGUCCGUGUUAACAGGGGAUCACUAUUUGUGUGAUGUGGCAUGGGUUACAGAAGAAAGGAUUUCUUUACAGUGGCUCAGGAGGAUUCAGAACUACUCUGUGAUGGCUAUCUGUGACUACAACAAGACUAACCUGACAUGGAACUGUCCCUUGGCACAGCAGCAUGUUGAAAUGAGCACUACGGGAUGGGUCGGAAGAUUUAGGCCUGCAGAGCCCCACUUCACCACUGAUGGUAGCAGUUUCUACAAGAUCAUGAGCGACAAAGAUGGCUACAGACACAUCUGCCACUUCCCCAAAGAUCAGAAAAACUGUACAUUUAUUACAAAAGGAGCCUGGGAAGUCAUUGGGAUUGAAGCGCUGACCAGCGAGUAUCUAUACUACAUUAGUAACGAACAUAAAGGAAAGCCAGGAGGAAGAAAUCUUUAUAAAAUUCAACUUUCUGACCACACAAAUGUCAAGUGCCUUAGCUGUGACCUGUAUCCGGAAAGAUGUCAGUAUUAUUCAGUGUCGUUUAGCAGAGAGGCAAAGUACUACCAGCUGAGAUGUUCGGGCCCUGGUCUGCCCCUCUAUACUCUGCAUCGCAGCACCGAUCAUAAAGAGCUGCUAGUCCUGGAAGACAAUUCUGCUUUGGAUAAAAUGCUGCAGGAUAUCCAAAUGCCUUCAAAAGUAUUGGACUUCAUUGUUUUGAAUGAAACAAGAUUUUGGUAUCAAAUGAUCUUGCCUCCCCAUUUUGACAAAUCCAAGAAAUAUCCUCUACUCUUAGAAGUAUAUGCAGGUCCCUGUAGUCAAAAAGCAGAUGCCGCCUUCAGACUCAAUUGGGCCACUUACCUUGCAAGUACAGAAAACAUCAUAGUAGCUAGCUUUGAUGGCAGAGGAAGUGGUUACCAAGGAGAUAAGAUCAUGCAUGCAAUCAACAGAAGAUUGGGAACAUUGGAAGUUGAAGAUCAAAUUGAAGCAGUCAGACAAUUUUUAAAAAUGGGAUUUGUGGACAGCAAACGGAUUGCAAUUUGGGGCUGGUCAUAUGGAGGGUAUGUAACCUCAAUGGUCCUGGGAUCGGGAAGUGGCGUGUUCAAGUGCGGAAUAGCUGUGGCACCCGUGUCACGGUGGGAGUACUAUGACUCAGUGUAUACAGAGCGCUACAUGGGUCUCCCAACUCCAGAAGACAACCUUGACCAUUACAGGAAUUCAACAGUCAUGAGCAGAGCUGAAAAUUUUAAACAAGUUCAGUACCUCCUUAUUCAUGGAACAGCAGAUGAUAAUGUUCACUUUCAGCAGUCAGCUCAGAUCUCCAAAGCCCUGGUGGAAGCUGGCGUGGAUUUCCAAGCCAUGUGGUAUACGGAUGAAGACCAUGGGAUUGCUAGCAGCUCGGCUCACCAGCAUAUCUAUACCCACAUGAGCCAUUUCCUCCAACAGUGCCUCUCCUUACAGUAG